Messenger RNA from Truncatella angustata, 867 nucleotides. RefSeq lists its product as uncharacterized. The record is from RefSeq and is a predicted model, not a curated record. The transcript has a single exon. Lineage: Eukaryota; Fungi; Ascomycota; Sordariomycetes; Amphisphaeriales; Sporocadaceae. The coding region runs from base 1 to 867 and encodes 288 amino acids.
AUGUCCUCAUCCACCCUUCACUGUUUUCAACUUUUGCCACUGGAAUUACGCCAACGCAUAUGGACACUGAGCAUUCAGCAACGCGAAGUUACGAUCUGCGUCGCUUUUAGCCGGGUUGAUGACAAGAAUAUACCGCGUUACUACUACUCGCGGACAUCGGUGCCGCCCGCUCUGCAAGUAUGUGGAGAAUCUCGCUCAUAUUUCGAGACGUUUCACUACAGAAAGGCGUUCGUUCAAGGUAUCGAACCACGCUAUGUAUGGAUCAACGUCAACGACCUUGACACAAUCCGCACCAAUAUCCAUCAACUGGGCUUUCUCGACAUUGAGCGAUCGUUGAUGCGACGGUUGACUGUCGAAUGCGACCCCACGGUGGAUAGCUUUUGGUACCGGAUUGACGAUAGAGGACCACUCCGAGGUAAUAUACAGGUGUUUUCAGACGUUCUUGAGAGUCUGCUCAUUAUCCAUGAUACCAUCGGGGACGAUUCUGAAUGGUGGAGAGAUUGGAUACAGUUCAUGGGGGAGUAUUACUAUACGGACGACCCAGUAUCGUACUACACGAAGAUAAUCAAUCCAAAGUUUCCGGAGAUUGACGAGCUCGUUCCAGGAAACUACGUGAGGAGAGAUAGGGACGCUCGCAAGGAAUUAGCAGUGAAGCUUUCUGAUGACGAUGGGCUUUCGGGCUCGGACGACGACGUAGAUGGAGACCGCCUUUGGAUAUGGAAGCACACCCAAAACUGUGAUUGCAAUAUACGGAACAAGUCACGAUUUACCGACCCAUUCAAUAAUACGAAAGUCAGAACGGAACCUCAUCCUACCAGCCCUGGGCAUGUACGACUUCUCAGAUCUCUUAGCAUACAGUCGGGCUAG